AUGGGCCAUUCCUCCCAGACAGUUCUCAACACUGAAGAUACGUUCCCAAGCGGUGAUACAGAAGAGAAGGCCGCAGACUUUGAGGAAGCGGCGAAGGCGGCGGAUAGGAUCAAAGCCGAGCAAGCUCUGGAGAUCGAAUUUCUCAAGGAACACAUUAUCAGACUUGAGUCGUCAUAUCCAUCAUCGACAGCGGCGCAAGGAAUCAGACAUAUCUGUGAUCCUAGGGGCAACCUCGGUGAAGUUGUGAAAACCAGAGCAGGUGUGCAGGAUUAUUCAGCAGAGCUUCAAAAGUUACACAGAGUGAAGGAUGACGCCAUUGGGAGGCCUGUGAAGGAUAACAGUUACUGCUUGGAAUAA
Messenger RNA from Perkinsus marinus ATCC 50983, 357 nucleotides. RefSeq lists its product as hypothetical. The record is from RefSeq and is a predicted model, not a curated record. The transcript is spliced from 5 exons. The coding region runs from base 1 to 357 and encodes 118 amino acids. NCBI's taxonomy places the organism in Eukaryota, Perkinsozoa, Perkinsida, Perkinsidae.